Stylonychia lemnae is the source of this 1209-nucleotide messenger RNA. NCBI's taxonomy places the organism in Eukaryota, Ciliophora, Spirotrichea, Sporadotrichida, Oxytrichidae. The record is from the annotation of a GenBank genome assembly.
AUGGAAUAAGAAUAAGUGAAUCAGCUUAGCAAAAUUACUAUACCUUAUGAUUGGAGUCUAAACUUUUAAGACAAUCUGAAUAGAUUCAUAGAGUAUUACUUAAGUCUCAUUGAUUUUAUUGGUCCUAUUGCAUAUAAAACUGAAACUUUGACAAUUCUGGUAAAAAAUUAGAAGGCCUCCGAAGACUGUUGGCUAGAUAUGAAAGAGUUUCAUGAAAUAUUUUAAUUCAUACCUACAGAAGCUAAGAAUAAGCUGCAGUAUGUUUUAUAACGAUAUCCUGAAGAGCUAAUUGAAAGAUUUUAGAAAUAAUCAAAAGGUCAAGAUUAGCCUCAGAAAGUUAAACAAGAUACAAUCUUCAGACUCAAUAAUUCCUCCUUCCACUAAGAGUCUGCUUCAACUGAAGCGAGACAAGAAAGUUUUGCUUGCUCCUCCCCACUCUAAGUUCGAUAAAUUAUGUAGCAGCUAAAACUCAACCAGUCUAAAAAUAAGCUCAAUGAAAAUUAAGUUGAGCCUGAUACACCAAGAUUUACAGAUUCAAGAAAGAAUGAGGAAGCUUAAUAACUUCAACAAGAUAUUCAUCUCUCUAUUCCUAAGAGUGGUAUGAGCCAAUCCAAGAUUAAUGAGAAACCAAAUCUCUUCUUUUAGGAUCAAGCUCAAUUUCAGUCAUUAAAUGAGUUUGAAAUGCAUGAUUCUAACUUGGACAUAGAAAGCUACAUAGAAGACAAUAGUGAUUUCGAAGAUUUCUAAGAACAUGAACAUUUCCAUCUUUCAAAAAGCUAAAAUCAAUCAAGAAAGAAUAUCUUUCACACAAGAAAAAGUCCUAGAAGAAUUAUGUCCCCUAACUACAGCCCAAUGAGAAAGAAUCAUAGACAAAUCAGCAAACAAAGGCAAGCAGGAAAUCAUUCUAAGUAAAUGAAUAUAGGAAAAAGCCAAAAAAAAUAUAAGGAUAAUGAUGCAAUCGAGGCAAUUGGCUAAUUGAAGAAUACUUAUUUCCACGAUUUGGAAGACCUAAGAAAGAAAUUCAUGAACAUCUUAAUUGCAAGAAAUAGAUAAUUUAAACCAUUGAUAUAUGAGACUAAUUCCUACGUCUACUUGAAAUGCGAGCAGUGCAGACUUUUCUAAGUGUGGUUCAAGAGGGACCCGAAACACGGAGGUUUGAUUGAAUGGUUCAGAAAUAUAAAUCUCAAUCAUUAUGAUGGAUUACAUUGA